GGCACUCUCCGGGUCUGCAGCCACGUCCGCGUCUCGUCUCUCCGAGGGAGCGCAGGCCAGGCCACUCCCUCCGCCGCCGCCGCCACCGUCGCCGGGCUCGCCCUCUUCAUCCUCUCCCCCUUCCCGGCCGCUACUGAAUUCUCCAGAGCCCAGACCAGUGUCCCCACAUCCUUGGCUCGUUUGCAGUAGCAGGAACGUCCAACCCUCUCUCUACCCGCCAUGUUCCCACCACCGAAUGCCUUCGGACCGCCGCGGCCUCCUCAGCCUCCGCCAUGGCAGUGGCAGCAGCCACCUUUCCAGCCCGCGCUCCCGGCGGCGGCGCCCCCGGCCAGUUCCUUUUGGCAGAGCAACAACGUGCGGGAGCACGUGAAGAAGCUGCAAGAGACUGUCGCGAUUUCAAGAGCUCUGAUAGAUGAGCUAGAGGAAAUUCAACAUGCUAGGAAUUCAGUCGAUGCUGGAGCACAAGAACCAGAGUCCUCUGCGGUAGAAUUGUCUUCAGGGUCUGGUGGUUCCUCUGCAGACAGGCCCCGUCGUUUUAUUGAGCUCGCUAGUGAAAUGAAGAUUAGUCAAGACACUCAUGAAUCUCUGGCGACAGAUGCAGCUAAUUAUCUCUGUUCACAGCUUCAGCACCUCCUGGCACCUAUUUCUCCUGCCAUCAACCAAGGGGGUCCUUGGGAAGAAAGAUCGGCAAUGGUUAGGUUAGCUCAGAAGCUGCAGAAAUCCAAGAGAAAUAAGCGAUGGAGGAAGAGGAAAAGAAAGCACGUAGCAGAGCUUUUCCAGAAGGAGCAUGCAGAUUUUGACAGAAUUGAUCAGGAAGCUGAUGAAUGGAGAGCUAGGCAAAUUGCGAAUGACAUUGCAAAACGCAAGGUGGAAAGCAUGAAGCAAAUUGCCAAGAAGAAAGCAAACGAGGAAAGAAAACGUCUAGAGUCUGAGCUUGAGCUUGCACUAAUGGUGGAGAAACUACAGGAGCUUCGCUCUAUAAGGGUUCAGAAACUGAAGAAACAAGGCCAUUUUCUGCCAGAAGAGGAUGAUAAAUAUCUUGAGCGUGUUAAGGCUGCAGUUGAGGAAGAGGAGCGCCAAGCUGCAACUGCUGCUCGAACUGAUUCUGCUAAGGAUGCUAUUCUCACUGCUGAGGAAUCAAGGAAGGCUUCUCAUCUUAAAACUUCUCAAGAAGAUGGUUCUGAACAACCUAAGAGUGGGUUAACACCAGAACAGAACCAAGGAGAUGCAAGUAUAAGUGACAGAAGUGAUUGUGCAAGUCAAAAUACACAACAUGAAGGUCAAAACGUUGAGAUAAAAGGGCUUGGACAUUCUGAAUCUGUUACCAAUCUGCCUUUUGAGUUCUACCACUAUUAUCAUGGAAGUAGUUAUGACAUGGGGACACUCAUUGAGGUCCGCAGAAUGUGGGAUUCUUUUAUCAGACCUGGAGGAAGCCGCAUUCCUGGGCACUGGGUUCAGCCACCCCCUCCAGCUGAUGAGGUAUGGGCAUCAUAUUUGGUGCAGCCCAAGUGAAACCUAUUGGAUUCUAGCAUUGGUUCUUCUGCCCACUCAUUGGAACCUUUCAAGGCAAGGUAAGCCAGUUCACUUUUCCUCUGGCAACUUCAGGGUCUAUGCAAGGUCAAAGCAUUCAGUACUUUCAGAUGAACAAGAACAUCUUAAUAGGAUUGCUAAUGGAUCAUUGCAUUAGUUUCAGCGAAUGGCGACAGUGAACAAGAGGAUUCACUAUACGAGUGACAAGAUGUUGACUGCCAUUAUGCAGACUCUGGUUCUACAAAGAAGUGACAGGAGAAACCUGCAAAAUGAAAGAGUACAUAUAGACUACAGAGUGGUGCUUGACUAUGAAAGGUAAUUUUGUAGCAUGCCAAAUGGCCAGCAUAACUAUCCAUUACUUUGCCAUGCACGCUACUUCCAGCAAUUCUACGCUUAUUGUCCUUUCAAUCACUUAAUGAGGAUUCUGGUGGUACCAUUGA
Molecule: messenger RNA, 1970 nt
Organism: Brachypodium distachyon (stiff brome)
Lineage: Eukaryota; Viridiplantae; Streptophyta; Magnoliopsida; Poales; Poaceae
Product: U11/U12 small nuclear ribonucleoprotein 59 kDa protein
Exons: 10
Coding region: 220-1512 (430 amino acids)
Source: RefSeq, a predicted model, not a curated record